UUCAAAAAGGAUGUUGGAUAUGGAAUUCCUCUCAGAAUCUGAUUUCAACUCAAAGGAGAUCAUAGGAGCAGGAAAUGCUACUGUGAUCUUUAAAGCCAAGCAUUGGCCCACUGGCCGUUCAAUGAGAGUGAAGAAUGUAGGUACUAGCUUUUUGGAUGAAAUAAACAAAAGAGACAUUAUAUUCGAACUCGAUGUGCUGAACAGGAUGAACUUCCCCCACCUCUUGAGAUACUACGGGGCAUACCCAAGGUACUAG
Messenger RNA from Nilaparvata lugens (brown planthopper), 256 nucleotides. RefSeq names its product dual specificity mitogen-activated protein kinase kinase 1-like. The transcript has 2 exons. The record is from RefSeq and is a predicted model, not a curated record. Lineage: Eukaryota; Metazoa; Arthropoda; Insecta; Hemiptera; Delphacidae. Gene Ontology annotation, biological process: protein phosphorylation. The coding region runs from base 11 to 256 and encodes 81 amino acids. Gene Ontology annotation, molecular function: ATP binding; protein kinase activity.